This is a messenger RNA of Penicillium macrosclerotiorum, 1002 nucleotides long. RefSeq names its product NAD(P)-dependent alcohol dehydrogenase. The record is from RefSeq and is a predicted model, not a curated record. The transcript has a single exon. The coding region runs from base 1 to 1002 and encodes 333 amino acids. Gene Ontology annotation, biological process: alcohol metabolic process. Gene Ontology annotation, molecular function: alcohol dehydrogenase (NADP+) activity; zinc ion binding. NCBI's taxonomy places the organism in Eukaryota, Fungi, Ascomycota, Eurotiomycetes, Eurotiales, Aspergillaceae.
AUGUCCCUCGAGUUCAAUGUAUUCAAAGGAUCCCCGAAUGGAUCGAUUCGCCAAGAAAAGAUCCACCGCGGUGAAUUGCAAAGAGAUGAGAUCUUUCUCCGGAUUACCCACUCCGGGGUCUGUUUUACCGAUGUUCAUUAUCGACACAAUGACAUGGCCCUUGGCCAUGAAGGAACUGGAAUAGUGGAGGCGAUUGGGCCCGCCGCCCAAAUUUUGAAGAAAGGAGACCGCGUGGGAUGGGGGUAUGAACAUGAUUGCUGCGGCCAUUGCCGCCAAUGCUUAACGGGCUGGGAAACGCUUUGUCCAGAGCGUAAGAUGUACGCCAUGGCGGAUCUUGAUCAGGGAUCAUUCGCUACUCAUGCCGUGUGGCGCGAGGCCUUUCUUUUCAAGAUUCCCGAGAACAUGGACAACGAGGAUGCAGGCCCUUUAAUGUGUGGAGGCUCCACAGUUUUCAAUGCUCUCCACGUUGCACAAGUCCGCUCAACAGCUCGUGUUGGAAUUGUUGGGGUUGGAGGACUGGGACAUCUGGCUAUUCAAUUCGCUGCCAAAAUGGGCUGCCAAGUGGUUGUAUUCUCUGGCACUGAUAGCAAGAAAGAGGAGGCGUUGAAACUAGGGGCGACUGAAUUUUAUGCGACUAAGGGUGCAAAGAAGUUGAUGAUUAAGAAACCCAUCGAUAAUCUAGUUGUCACUACCAGCAGUCAACCAGAUUGGCAACUGUACUUGGAUGUUAUGGCCCCUAAUGGUGUUAUCUCACCUCUUUCUGUCGACUCAAAUGAUCUCAAAAUCCCCUAUAUGCCAUUGCUGUUAAAUGGCCUGAGAAUCCAGGGUGGAGUUGUGUCUGCAAGACAAGUCCAUCGUGAUAUGCUCGAGUUUGCAGCCAUUCAUAACAUCAAGCCAGUCAAAAUGAAAUUCCCUAUGACGCUCAAAGGAGUGGAGGAAAGCCUCAAAACCCUCGAGGAGGGUAGGAUGCGAUACCGCGGAGUUCUUGUUUCUGAAAACUGA